AUGGUCCUGAUUAAGAAGCUCUUCUUACUUUUUGCAACCUUCGCAUCGGUCAUUGCGCUACCAAAUCCAGCGCAAAUCCUCCCAUCAGAGAAGGAUAUCAGCGUGGACGAACUUGAAGUCCAUAAUAUCCGCGAUGUGAGCGCCUUAGAACAGCGCGCUCUGGGCCCAAUGACGCUGCAUUGGUCUCCCCAAGGCCGGUUUCUUUUCAUGGCAGGACUUCAAAUUCCACAGGGAAUCUAUGAUGCUUUCUUCUCCAGCAGCGUUGGUAUUAAUGGGCUGGGGAGAGUCAUGUUACAAAACUUCAAGGAGUAUGUUACGAACCAGUUUUUGUUUGACUGGGAAGCCCUCGCAGCAGCGGAGUUUUAUAUGCGUGAUGCUCUUGAGGGAGGCAUUGUGAAUACGACCCCAUUCAGCAACAACGGCUACGAUGUCGGCUUUGGCAUAUUCACAAAGGAUGGGGUACCUCCAACCCAAGAGGUAGUUAAUGCAAUGAUUACAGUUAUCAGACACUGGGCUGAGGCAAACUCCGGCUCAUUGACCGUCAUCCAAGCCGCUAAUGGGUUCAUUGACCCCUAG
This is a messenger RNA of Aspergillus thermomutatus, 576 nucleotides long. RefSeq lists its product as uncharacterized. The record is from RefSeq and is a predicted model, not a curated record. The transcript is spliced from 4 exons. The coding region runs from base 1 to 576 and encodes 191 amino acids. Lineage: Eukaryota; Fungi; Ascomycota; Eurotiomycetes; Eurotiales; Aspergillaceae.